UCCAAAGGAAACCCAUGGCAAGGCACUGUGUCCGAUGGGACAGAGCUGUCACAGCUUGGCCACACACACAUCAACUCCAAAAUGAAGACAGUCUGUUAAAAAAAAAAAAAAAAAAUCACUGGCUCCACAUGCUUGUAAAAUGUUUUUUCUUCUUUUCAGUGUCUUAUGUGGAAAAAAACAAGCGAAGGCACGGAGGGGUACAAACAAGAUUUAGGUGCAAAACACACCCUUUAAACCACUUGCUCGGAUUCUUAGAUUACAACAGGAUUACUGAGGAAGGAGUUAAUGUGUAGUCAACACAAGUGAUCCACAACUUGCCGUGAGCCUCACAGAAAACUUGGCCUUUAAUUUAUGUUCUUUAGGUAAUUGACGUCCAGUGUAUUUCCGGCAAAUUAGCAGCUCUGAACCACUGAACCAACACUCACACUGCUGUGGUUUGAACAGUCAGGCAGGCCCCGGCUGGCCACAGGUGGAGGCGGGACCCUCCCGCACAACAGGGAAGGGCACACUCCUUUCCCGCACAGCUUUGGCCCGGAGCAGCCGCGAGGAGCUCCAGCACGGCCGGAGCCGCCAUGGCGCCCCCGCCUCCCCUCACGGCCCCGGGGCCGCCCAGGCCGAGGGGAAGGGGCGGGGCGAGCCCGGGGAGCGUCAGGCGGAAAGGGCGGGAGGCGCGCGCCGGAAAGGAGCCCUCUGAUUGGUCGCCGCCGGAGGCGCGCGCCCGUGGACGGCGGCGCGCGUGAGCGGUUCCCGCCCGCUGAUUGGCCGGCGUGCGCGUCCCCUGCGGCGCGCGCUGACCUUGCCCCGCGGAGCUGCAGCCAUGGUGGCGUAUUGGCGACAGGCCGGGCUCAGCUACAUCCGGUACUCGCAGAUCUGCGCCCAGGCCGUGCGGGCCGCCAUGAAGCCGCAGUACAAAGCGGAGGCGGAGAGGGCAGCGGUGGCCACGGUGAAAACGGUGAAACCCAAAAAGGACUGAAAUGAGCUGAUCUGUGGUGAAUAACAGCAAACUGCAAAGCUGUAGGCAAGCUCAAGACUGCAGUGUAAUGUCAUCACAUGAACUGUAGAACUUGCCUCUGUAUGUAAAUUGGUAUGCUAAUAAAUGUAAUUUCUGAAUGUGUGGAAAGUCUUGUUCCUCUUGAAACAAAGUUUCUGUUCUGCAGAGAUAUUUAAUUUUCAGUUCUGUUAAAAUAAAAGACUGCUUUUAGCACAGUCUGGGCAUGCAGAAGCAACAUUGUUUAUUUUUAAGCCAAAUGUCUUUUUGGGUUUCAUGCUGAUAUUUCAGGUACAUAAAUGAGUGAGAGAUUUGAUAGUUGUUUAAAACUUUUCUGCCAACUACAUUUUAAUGAUUGCUUUGCAAAAAAAUCCUGGCUAAAAUCUGUAUUAGCAGAGAACAUAGCAUACAGUUUUGAAAACAGGAAGCAGGAUAAUUGUGCCAUGGAUGUGCUGCUGGGAAUCAAAUCUCCAAGUCUGAUACAUUUAGCAGUGAAUCAGGAACUGGGAGACCUGGUGUCGUGUAAGAGGUGGGCAAGGAGACAUGUGAGUCUGAAUUGUUUAUCCUCAUUAACACUUUGUCACGAGAGGGACACAUGUUCCCUGGGAAGUAGGAAUGGAGUGGGACACUUCUCUUGGCUGGGAGUCAAAGAUGCACUUUAAGCUGUGUGGGUUUGGGGGAAUUUUUUGCAUUUUCCUGCUGCUGUGUGUCCUCACAGCAGGGAUGACAUUGUCCCACUGCAAAGGAGAAUUGGCUUCGGGUUCCUCUGCCAAGACU
Messenger RNA from Cinclus cinclus, 1765 nucleotides. RefSeq names its product ATP synthase F1 subunit epsilon (gene ATP5F1E). Lineage: Eukaryota; Metazoa; Chordata; Aves; Passeriformes; Cinclidae. The record is from RefSeq and is a predicted model, not a curated record. Gene Ontology annotation, biological process: proton motive force-driven mitochondrial ATP synthesis. The transcript has 3 exons. Gene Ontology annotation, molecular function: proton-transporting ATP synthase activity, rotational mechanism. Bases 818 to 973 code for a protein of 51 amino acids. Gene Ontology annotation, cellular component: mitochondrial inner membrane.